Messenger RNA from Pochonia chlamydosporia 170, 1563 nucleotides. RefSeq names its product tyrosyl-DNA phosphodiesterase. Gene Ontology annotation, molecular function: single-stranded DNA binding; double-stranded DNA binding; 3'-tyrosyl-DNA phosphodiesterase activity. NCBI's taxonomy places the organism in Eukaryota, Fungi, Ascomycota, Sordariomycetes, Hypocreales, Clavicipitaceae. The record is from RefSeq and is a predicted model, not a curated record. Gene Ontology annotation, cellular component: nucleus. The transcript has 3 exons. Gene Ontology annotation, biological process: double-strand break repair; single strand break repair. The coding region runs from base 1 to 1563 and encodes 520 amino acids.
AUGAACGGCAGCAUGGACGGCCCUCGAAAGCGGCAACGAGUCGAUGGUGAGGAGCAAGGCGACCGGCUCAGGUCGUUAUCUACUCCUAUUAGCCCUCCUCGGAAGAGUCAGCGUCGCGAACUUGGACGGCUAGCAUCCCCCUGGCAACUAACCUGGAUCAGGGACCUUCCAGAAGAGCUUAACCGCGAUGCAGUCACACUCAAGGAUCUCCUGGGCGAUCCUCUUAUCAGCGAGUGCUGGGAGUUCAACUACUUGCAUGAUAUUCCAUUCUUAAUGGACGCGUUUGACCAGGAUACAAGGCACCUGGUGGAUGUUCAUGUUGUCCAUGGUUUCUGGAAACGAGAGGAUGCCAAUCGCUUGGCUCUGACAAUGGAAGCGUCUGAAUACAGUAAUGUGAAACUUCACGUGGCCCCCAUGCCCGAGAUGUUUGGCACCCAUCACUCAAAGAUGAUGGUGCUUUUUCGUCACGACGACACAGCCGAGGUUAUCAUCCACACAGCCAACAUGAUACCAAAAGACUGGACGAAUAUGACCAAUGCCGUCUGGAGAAGUCCGUGUUUGUCCAAGUUGCCCGCCGAAUCCAAGAAAUCACCAGAGUACUCGAGUCUGCAAAUUGGAAGCGGCGAAAGAUUCCGUGCUGAUCUUAUCAAUUACUUGAGAGCCUACGACAGUAGGAAAAUCACCUGUGGACCAUUGGUAGACAAACUCAGCCAGUACGACUUUUCUAGUGUUAAAGGCGCACUGAUAGCCAGUGUUCCCGGGAAGCACGACAUACAUGACCUGUCCGAUACGGCGUAUGGUUGGUCUGCCGCCAGACGGUAUCUAAGUUCAGUCCCAUGCAAGGAAGGAAAUGCCGAGAUUGUCACUCAAGUAUCUUCCAUUGCCACCUUGGGUGCCAAGGACACAUGGCUUCAGAAAACGCUAUUCGAUGCACUCGCGAUAUCCAAGAAGAAGACGCUACCAAGACCAAAAUUCAAGGUUGUAUUUCCUACCGCGGAUGAAAUAAGGAAAUCACUUGAUGGGUAUGCGUCUGGCGCCUCGAUUCAUACCAAGAUCCAGUCCCCGCAACAAGCUCAACAACUGACUUACUUACGGCCCAUCUUUUGCCACUGGGCAAAUGACAGCAAGGAUGGUACUGUCGCAUCAACUGAAACCGGAGCAAGCAACGGUGGACGAGACGGGGCAGCUCCACAUAUUAAAACGUAUAUUCGCUAUAAUGCCGAGGGAUCGAUAGAUUGGGCUAUGCUUACAUCUGCCAAUAUCUCAAAACAGGCGUGGGGUGAAGCUGCGAAACCGUCUGGCGAGGUCAGAGUGGCAUCCUGGGAGAUUGGUGUCUUGGUAUGGCCAGAACUAUUCGGACCCAAAGCUUCGAUGGUUGGGACCUUUCAAUCCGAUACUCCAAACGAAAAGUCUAUCCCCAAAUCUGAUGAUGACGAGGUCUUAAUUGGCAUCAGGAUUCCUUAUAGCAUGCCACUGCAAGGGUACGGCGCGAGAGAGGUGCCGUGGGUUGCGACAAUGAAUCACAGUGAGCCGGACCACCUCGGCCGCCGAUGGAUAGAGUGA